Gaeumannomyces tritici R3-111a-1 is the source of this 1469-nucleotide messenger RNA. RefSeq lists its product as hypothetical. NCBI's taxonomy places the organism in Eukaryota, Fungi, Ascomycota, Sordariomycetes, Magnaporthales, Magnaporthaceae. The transcript has a single exon. The record is from RefSeq and is a predicted model, not a curated record. The coding region runs from base 260 to 1153 and encodes 297 amino acids.
CCAUAACCACCGGCGGUCUGGCCAUCAGGCGAUCCUGACCGCCAAAAGACGAAGCAGCAGAAGAGGGGAGCAGUACCAGAGACGCCAGCCACCCUCGUCUGCGUCCCUCACCCUCGACAUCAACUCUCUCUCACACUCUUCCGCCAUCUCCUCUCCUUCUCCUCCUCUGGCCCCGGGGCAUACCCCUCUCCCAACCCCACACACUUACACACACAGACUCUCUCUCUCUCUCACUCUCACACACACCCAAUCCACAGCCAUGACGGCCCCGCCGGUCCCCUCCCAGGGCGGCGUCUACGCGUCCGUGUACACGCCGUCCUUCCUGUCCAUGAUCUACGACUACCUCGUGCUGCGCUUCAACAUGCGCUACAUGUGGGGCUGCCCCACCGACGAGGUGCUCCUCCCCUUCUUCGCCGAGGGCAUGUCGCGCCGCCACCUCGACGUCGGCGUCGCCACGGGCUUCCUGCCGGCCGCGGCCCUGUCGCGCGUCUUCCGCAAGACGGCGGCGCAGCACCUGACCCUGCUCGACAUCAACCCCAACCCGCUCGUGGCCGCCGCCGCCCGCAUCCGCGCCGUCGCGGGCGCCCGCACCGACGUCCGCACCGUCGAGGCAGACGUCACGGCGCCGCUGCCGGCGCCGCUGCUCGAGAUGGCCGAGGGGAGCAGCAGCAGCAGCAGCAGCGGCGUCCUCGUCAAGCACCACCACACCGACAGCCCCAACACAAACAGCAGCAGCCCGCUGCUGUACGACAGCAUCAGCAUGUUCAACCUCUUCCACUGCGUGCCCGGCUGGCCGUCCAAGCUGGUGGCGCUGCGGACGUACAAGUGCGUGCUGGAGCCGACGCGCGGCGUGCUCUACGGCUGCACCGUGCUGGGCGAGAGGGCCGCAACGGGCUGGCUGAGCCGCUGGUACGUGCGCCUGUACAACCGCUUGGGCGUGUUCAACAACCUGCACGACGACCGGGAGGGGUUCGAGCUCGCCCUGGGGAGGGAGUUUGAGGAGUUCGAGACGUGGGUCGUCGGCAUGACGCUGCUGUUUCGCGCCACCAGGCCGCGCCUGGUCGACGUCGAGGACGUCGAGGAGGUCGUGGCCAAGGACGAGGCCGAGAGUGAGGAGGCGGAUAGUGACGAGGAGGAGGGCGAUGACGAGUGAAUCCGGCGGGGUGUAUUCCCGGUCAGGGUAGAACAUGACAUUGAUUUUGAAUCUCACGCCCGAGUAGAUGAACAACACCCAAGCCCAUCACGGCAAGUUGUGUGUUUUUAUUGGCCGUGCUAGGAGGGUUGUGGCUUAUAGCACACACGCCCGGCCAAUAGUAUCUCUAGAUCUCGCGUUGCAGAGCACAAGAAGUCGCGUAACACAACAUGAAGUUCGCGUGGCCAGAAGCACAAGGCUCCAACAUGCAACAGUGUGUGUUACAUUGCAUGCGGCGUAGUUCCUUUCUGCUCCUCCCAUCCACUUGGCACAGCAA